This is a messenger RNA of Cryphonectria parasitica EP155, 1476 nucleotides long. RefSeq names its product WD40 repeat-like protein. NCBI's taxonomy places the organism in Eukaryota, Fungi, Ascomycota, Sordariomycetes, Diaporthales, Cryphonectriaceae. Gene Ontology annotation, cellular component: precatalytic spliceosome; catalytic step 2 spliceosome; Prp19 complex. The record is from RefSeq and is a predicted model, not a curated record. The transcript has 4 exons. Gene Ontology annotation, biological process: mRNA splicing, via spliceosome. The coding region runs from base 1 to 1476 and encodes 491 amino acids. Gene Ontology annotation, molecular function: protein binding.
AUGGCAGCCGACGUCUCAACCACCCUCGAGUCUCUCAUCUCCAAAAAUGCCAAAGCUACCAAGCUCGUCUACGCCGACACGAACGGGCGCAAGCGGAUACGCCUCGACCCAGCCGUCAACGUCGAGCCAGAGGCUGACAAGGACGCGCUGUCAGUCCGUCUGCACGCCGAAUACAACGAUGUCCUGACCCUUCCUACCGCCCUAGCCGCCAAGCAGGCGAGCGCCGCCAGCGCGCGGAAGAAAGUCAGGAAGCCCGCCGCCACAGGAGAGGGUGCGCCGACGCCCGCCGAGGAGAACACAAGGAAGUUGAUCGAGGGCAUACCAGCCAAGGCGCCCGGCGGCAAACCCGGCGCCGAUGGACCACAGGCUGGUGCGCUGGUACAGUUCCGCAAGCCGGCUGCGGUGCCGGGCGCGGCGGGGCGCGGGGCGCAGGAUGGCGGCACGCAGACGACCAGCCUGAUGCGCCUGUCGGAGGCGUUGAGUGCGCAGCCCAAGCCCGAGUGGCACAAGCCGUGGAAGCUGCACAAGGUCAUCUCGGGCCAUCUCGGCUGGGUGCGCAGCGUGGCGGUCGAGCCCAACAACAAGUGGUUCGUGUCGGGCAGCGGCGACAGGACCAUCAAGGUGUGGGAUCUGGCGUCCGGCCAGCUGCGCCUGACGCUGACGGGACACAUCUCCACCGUACGCGGGCUGGCGGUCUCGCCGCGGCAUCCAUAUCUCUUCUCGUGUGGUGAGGACAAGAUGGUCAAGUGUUGGGAUCUCGAGACAAACAAGGUCAUCAGGCAUUACCAUGGCCAUCUGUCGGGAGUGUACACGCUUGCGCUGCACCCUACCUUAGACGUCUUGGUGACAGGUGGUCGGGAUGGUGUUGCAAGAGUAUGGGACAUGCGGACGAGGAGCAAUAUACACGUUCUCAGCGGCCAUACGCAGACCGUCAGCAGUCUCGUCUGUCAAGAAGCCGAUCCGCAGGUCAUCACAGGUUCUCUGGACAGUCAUGUUCGGCUUUGGGAUCUGGCCGCCGGCAAGACCAUGGCGACGUUGACCCAUCACAAGAAGGGCGUGAGAGCUCUGGCAUCUCACCCAUCCGAGUUCACCUUCGCGACCGGCAGCACUUCAAGCAUCAAGCAGUUCAAGUGUCCCGAGGGCGCCUUCAUGCAGAACUUUGAGGGUCACAACGCCAUCAUCAACACCCUCUCUGUCAACAACGACAACAUCCUGUUCUCAGGUGGUGAUAAUGGCUCCAUUAGCUUCUGGGACUGGAAAACUGGCUACCGCUACCAAGCUCAGGACACGAUUGCCCAACCGGGUUCACUGGAUGCUGAGAACGGUGUGUUCUGCUCCACCUUCGACCAGUCGGGUCUCCGGUUGAUUUGCGGUGAGGCGGACAAGACGAUCAAGAUCUGGCGGCCCGACGAUGACGCAACGCCCGAGUCUCACCCUAUCGAAUGGAAGCCAACCUUGGCGAGGAGGAAGUUUUGA